Molecule: messenger RNA, 3312 nt
Organism: Dujonia railenensis
Lineage: Eukaryota; Fungi; Ascomycota; Pichiomycetes; Serinales; Debaryomycetaceae
Source: the annotation of a GenBank genome assembly
AUGUCUGGUUCACAUUAUAGAGAUCUAUUACGAAAUGAAGUAAAUGCCCAUGACACCACCAGCAAUGAACGCAAGAGGAGGAGAAGAAAUGUAAAGGAAUCAUCCACUUCACCAAUAGUAAUCUCCGAUAGCAAUGAUCAAGAUGUAAUAGAGAUCGAAGAGGAUGAAUUGGCUAAAGAAAGCGACGUACUACAUAGUGACAGUAGUGAUAGCGAUAGUGAUGACUUCGAAGAUGUUGCUAUACAUAGCUUUAAUUUGAACCCGAUGUCGAUGGCCGAUAAGAAUGAUGAUUCCAUCACUGUAUCAAUCGGUGAUAAGGGAUUGAAUGAUGAUGAAAAUCCAAAUAAUAGCAAUAAGCGUAGAACUAAUAUUAUAAGUAAAGAGGAACGUAAAUUUAGAGUACUAUAUCACCAGUCGUACUUGUUAUGUAUGAUUGUACAUGGCUCAAUACGUAAUAAGUGGUGCAACGAUCUUAAACUUCAACAGGGAUUGGAGAAGAAGAUUAUGUCCCCUGAAAUAUUGGAGCUUCUACAACAAAGGACUGUGGAAAACAGAGAGGUGCUAGAUAUUGUGAAAUCAAGAAGAUUUUUAGAUGGCCUCAAGAGACUAAUGUUAAUAUACUCGAAGAAAUUUAGAGUAUCAUCAAAGGGUAUUAUACGAAGAAACUGGAAUGAGCUCAAACUUCUACGCCCCAAUUCUGAAAGAGAUAUAACAAAGGAAAAGUUUAGUAGAUUGAUUUCAAGCUUCAGAGGAUCUCGAGACAUUGGAGCCCAAGGAUUUGUUGCUUUGCUAAGAUCAAUUAGAGUGAAAACAAGACUAGUAUUUUCGGUUCAACCUCCAGAUUUUACAUCUACUGUGGAGUAUCCAAAAAUAGAAGAAGAUUCCAAGCCUAAAAUCGAAGAAAAGAAGCCAGCUGUAAAUAAACUUCUUAGUAAGUUUGGAGGAAUAGAUGGAGGAGCAGGAGGAGCUGGAAAUAGCAAGCGAAAGUUUCUAGGUACCUUAAGAGAUGCUGUAACUACUUCAAUAUCGCAAACGACUUCAAAUACGAGCUCAUCUUCCUCGAAUUCAACUUUAGAAGACUCUCAAUAUCCAGUAUUUUGGGUAGAAGUGUGGAAUAAAUAUUCCAAAAAGUGGGUAAGUAUAGAUCCAAUAUGCUUGAAAAUCAUCGAAAAUGUGCCAAUGAGAAGGAAGUCUGCCUUUGAACCACCUUCAACUGAUACCAGGAAUCAAUUGACCUAUGUUUUUGCUUACAACAGAUUUGGCGGUGUCAAAGAUGUGACCAGAAGAUACAGUCAGUACUACAAUGCCAAAACAUGUAAAAAAAGAAUACCCUUUCGAGUAGAUAGUUCUUGGUACGAAAGGUUGAUUAGAGCUGUCAAUUCGACCAACCAUAUACAAAAGGUGAAUAAAAUAGAUGUUUUGGAGAUGAAAGAAUUUCACGACAGAGACUUGGCUGAAGGGAUGCCAAACAAUCUAUCAGACUUCAAAAAUCACCCUUUAUUCGCAUUGGAAAGCCAACUUCGUCAGAACGAAGUGAUUUAUCCCAUGGAUAAGUCGAGCCAAUGUGGAAUGUUCAGAAAUAAAACCAAGAGCAAAACGAAAGAAGUAGUGAUCCCCAUCUUCAAGAGAUCUAAUGUCUACUUGCUUAGGUCGGCUAGAGCAUGGUACAUGAGAGGUAGGACUUUAAAAGUCGGUGCCAAUCCUUUGAAAGUUAAAACAAAAGUGAAGCAGCAAAGAGCUUUGGAAUCAUCUUCUAACCAAUAUGGGCUAGAUGAUUAUGAUGACGACAUUGAUGAAGAUGAUGAUACAGUACGUUUGUACGCCGAAUUCCAAACCAUUCUAUAUAUACCACCUCCUAUUUUAGAUGGGAAAAUACCUAAGAAUGCAUAUGGUAAUAUUGAUAUAUACACUCCGACCAUGGUUCCAGAAAAUGGUUACUUGAUUAGAACGGAUGGAGCAUAUACCAUGAAGAUGGCUGAAAGAGCUGCAAAGUACAUACUCGAAAUUGACUACGCCAGAGCUGUAGUGGGCUUCGAUUUUGGAGGCGACAAUGGCAAAAAGAAGGCUUUCAGGAGGAUCCCAACUACUAAGGAAGGAGGAAUUAUAAUAGAUAUUCAAUACAAAGAGGCAAUGAUUUUAGUGUUGAAUAGCUUAGUCGAGGAAGCAGAAGAAGCAAAAAGAGACCUCAUUGAUAGAAAUUCCUUGCAGAAUUGGAAGUUCUUUUUGACUAAAUUGAGGAUAUCACAUAGGCUUGAUGUUGAGCAUGGCCAAGUUGGUUCCAAAAAGAAAAAAGGAUCUAAAUAUAAAAUUCAAAAGGAUGAAUAUGAUUCCGAUGCAAAUUCAAGCGAGUUCAGUGUUCAUAGCGAUGACUCUGGGUCUAGCAAUAUCUCAGAAGAGGACGAAGAAAUUAACAGAGGAGGUUUUGUUGUGGACGACUAUAAAGAAGAUCAUAGCACAAAUGAAAACCGUGGAGGCUUCCUUGUAGAGGAGGAUGCACAUAUUUACGAAGGUGAUGACGACUCCGAAAAUGGUUCAAGAAACAGAAGGUCUCCACAAAAUGAGUACAACGCAUAUUCUGCGGAAGAAGAACUCAUGGAAGAUGGAGGAUUUAUUGUUGAUCCCAACCCCACAAGAGACCAUAAUAUUGAUAUAGGUGAGGGAGGAUUUACAGUUGUAACCGAAAACAAGAAUUAUCCAGAUAAUGAGAUGGGAGGAGGAUUUAUUAUCAAAGGCAACGAUAACAGUGAAUCUGAAGAGGAAGUAGGAGGAGGAUUUAUUAUCGAAGACAACGAGAACAGUAAAUCUGAAAACGAAGUAGGUGGUGGAGGAUCCAUAGUGAAUGAAAAACGUGAGAAAGAUAAUGGAUACGAAAAAGAAGCAAUUGGUGCAAACGUUCCAGAGCAUACAUCACGAGGAUCUGAUGUUGAAGAACAAUCAAGAGGCCAAUUGCGCAAUUAUGAAGAAUCUGAUAGUGAAUUCUUGGACUCUGUACCCGAUACAUACUUCAGGGAAAAUGAAAGAGGGGAACUUGUUUAUGAUCCUGCUGACAUUAUAGAGAAAAAUAGGAAGGUUGAGUCUAUACCCAUAGAAGUCCCAGAGAAGAAAUUAGAAGAGCGAGCGCAAUUUGAACCGGUGGGUGCAAAAAAUGAGGAUGUGGCGAAAUCAGCUCAAAGCACGCCAACCGCUUCGGAUAAUGAGAAGUAUGUAAGUGAUGUGGAUGAAGAUCAAGAAUUGGAUCCCAUUGAAGCAAAUGAGGUGGAAGAUGUCGUAGCUGUCCAUGACGAGUUUGGCUUUGAAUACGAAAGUGACUAA